Molecule: messenger RNA, 1646 nt
Organism: Gorilla gorilla gorilla (western lowland gorilla)
Lineage: Eukaryota; Metazoa; Chordata; Mammalia; Primates; Hominidae
Gene: SPATA25
Product: spermatogenesis associated 25
Exons: 2
Coding region: 937-1620 (227 amino acids)
Biological process (GO): spermatogenesis
Source: RefSeq, a predicted model, not a curated record
CUGCUUGUUAGAGUCAUCUUAGGAUAUGUAAAGAGUGCUCGUGUCCCACAUCCCAUCCCUAGGGAUUCGUAUUUGAUUUGUUGGGAAAUUAGGCCUAGACAUUGUGUUUUGUAAAAGCUUCUCAAGAGAUUCUCAUGUACAGCCAGGGUUGAGAAGUAUGUCCCUAGAAUAGAGGUUCCAACUUUGUCAUAUAUUAGAAUCACUUGAGGAAUUUUGAAAAAUACCAAUACCUGGCCUGUAAUCCCAGCACUUUGGGAGGCUGAGGUGGGCAGAUCACUUGAGGUCAGGAGUUUGAGACCAGCCUGGCCAACAUGGUGAAACCCUGUCUCUACUAAAAAUACAAAAGUUAGCCAGGUGUGGUGGCAGGUUCCUGUAGUCCCAGCUACUCGGGAGGCUGAGGCAGGAGAAUUGCAUGAACCCAGGAGGCAGAGGUUGCAGUGAGCUGAGGUCUUGCUCCUGCACUCCAGCCUUCCAGUCAUGGCGACAAAGUGAGACUCUGUCUCAAAAAAAGAAAAAGAAAAAUACCAAUACUGGGUCUGACCCGAAGUCUUACUCUACAAGGCACAAAGCACUUGGCUCCUGUGUUUCCAUCUCUGGUCAUUUGCUUCCAUACAAAUGAUCUCAUUUCAUCCUCAAAACUCCUAAUGAGGUAGUGGGCAGUCAUCAGACACACUUUACAGAUAAGGAUAUCAAGGAACAAAACUAUCUGGGUGACUCGUUCAAGGUUAGGGCAAGAACCUAGAACACCCAGCUCCUGGUCUGGUGCUCUUUUAACCUCAUCCUAUUGUCAUGUCCAGGUUCUAGAAUGAAUAGGUCAACUAAAGUGGAUUCCAAGUGUAAAGGGGAGGGUCUAUGAGGUGACAUUCUAGAAGGGUGAAGAAGGGAGGACAGGAGGCAGAUCACUAUUCCCUCAAAAACCAGGGCUUUGGGGAAGCCAUGUCCUACUUCAGGACUCCACAAACUCAUCCAGGUCCUCUGCCUUCCGGCCAAGGUGGGGCUGCUUCUCCAGGCUUGUCCCUUGGCCUCUGUAGUCCUGUAGAGCCAGUGGUGGUGGCCUCUGGUGGAACAGGCCCACUGAGCCAGAAAGCUGAGCAGGUGGCACCUGCUGCCCAGGCCUGGGGCCCAGCCCUGGCAAUGCCACAAGCCAGGGGCUGCCCUGGGGGGACUAGCUGGGAGACACUACAGAAGGAAUACAGCCGAAACUGCCACAAAUUCCCGCAUGUGAGGCAGCUGGAGAGCUUGGGCUGGGACAAUGGCUACUCCAGAAGCAGAGCCCCUGACCUGGGUGGCCCCAGCAGGCCUAGGCCCCUGAUGCUGUGUGGGCUGUCACCACGGGUUCUACCGGUACCCUCUGAGGCAGUGCGGAAGGAGGCCAGCUCCCAGCCUGAUAUCUGCAUCCUCACCCUUGCUAUGAUGAUCGCUGGCAUCCCUACCGUGCCCGUCCCAGGCGUUCGGGAAGAGGACCUCAUCUGGGCCGCUCAAGCUUUCAUGAUGGCCCAUCCGGAGCCAGAGGGUGCUGUGGAGGGGGCGCGGUGGGAGCAGGCGCAUGCCCACACAGCCUCUGGGAAGAUGCCCCUAGUGAGAUCUAAGAGGGGCCAGCCUCCUGGCUCCUGCUUGUAGAUGGAUGAAAUAGCACCAGAUAUGUA